Messenger RNA from Hymenoscyphus albidus, 840 nucleotides. The record is from the annotation of a GenBank genome assembly. Lineage: Eukaryota; Fungi; Ascomycota; Leotiomycetes; Helotiales; Helotiaceae.
AUGGACGCUGACAUUUCUCGUCAAGAUCCUCCUGAUGCUGAAUCGCAGCCUGUGGCUAUUUCGCCGCAAAUUUCAUCAAAUUCCAAAGAGACCUACAAGUAUCAAUACAGCCCCUUGAAAAUUCAGUCUCAUUUUCGUCUCAUUGCAUUUCCCCGGGAAGAGCAGGUCGAUCCUAGGGCCGAGCGGUUGAAUUGUGAGCUUGCUCAUUUUUCGCUGGAUGAUACAGCCCCCAGAUAUCGGGCUUUAUCUUACGAAUGGGGCAUUCCUUCAGAUAAAGAUCCUAGAAUAUGGAUCAAUGGAAUGCCCCAUAUCAUUCGAAAGAACCUUUUCUGUGCAAUGUUGGAGCUUCAUUCGGGACAGCGUGGAAAGACUAAAUACGGUACUCCAUAUUGGAUAUGGAUUGAUGCGUUGUGUAUCAAUCAGGAAGACCUCCUCGAAAGGAAUGAGCAAGUCAGUAUGAUGGGCCGAAUCUACGGUUCCGCUGAGAGUGUAAUCAUCUGGCUUGGGGUUGCGAAAGACGACAGUGACAUUAUAAUGGAUAUUCUGGGCGAAAAUCAUGACCCGCAAUUGAUGCACAGACUUAGCCAUGAAGAGAAGAAGGAUGCACUUUCGCUGUGGUUGCAGCGUCCGUAUUGGAAUCGGAUCUGGAUAGUGCAAGAGAUUCAGAGGGGCAGAGAGCUCGAAAUUUUGUGCGGCAACAAAGCGAUCUCGUGGGGACAACUCAUCAACCCAAAGGCCUUGCGAAGUAUGACGGGUGCCUACUCAUGGGUUUGGCUCUCAAAAGCAUAUUCAGGGAACAAGAGGGAAUCAAUUCGGAGAAUGCUACCUGGCUUGAGGUAA